AUGAGGCUUUUGGGCCAGAAUGCAUUGAGUCAGUUCUUCUUAUGGGACAGAUGUUGCCAUAACGAGGAAGCAGUUAGCUUUGGUGACUACACAAUGCCAAAGAAAAUGCUUCAAUGGGUUUAUUGGUUCUUAGAUCUUCCGUUUUGGAUCCGCCAUAAUAAUCGGUGA
Messenger RNA from Sphenostylis stenocarpa, 168 nucleotides. Lineage: Eukaryota; Viridiplantae; Streptophyta; Magnoliopsida; Fabales; Fabaceae. The record is from the annotation of a GenBank genome assembly.